Molecule: messenger RNA, 2984 nt
Organism: Ruditapes philippinarum (Manila clam)
Lineage: Eukaryota; Metazoa; Mollusca; Bivalvia; Venerida; Veneridae
Exons: 4
Coding region: 1040-1906 (288 amino acids)
Molecular function (GO): protein binding
Source: RefSeq, a predicted model, not a curated record
ACAAAAUGUGUUUUCUCUUUCCAGGUUGUGUAGUUUGGUAUCAGAAUUAUUAGACGUAUUGCUUGUAGGACAUUGACGGCAGGAACUUGUAAUUAACUGUGGAGUGCUACCCUGGAUUUCGUGGAUUUUUUUGAAGAAAAUAUUUCAACGGUUACACCGUCAGAAAUUACGGAUUUGUACGGAUAUAUUGGUUCCCAGCCAGAUGUAUAAAUUUAAACUUCAAAUGUAAUUUCGUAUUCGUGUUAUAUCAGUUCGUAUUCGUUUAGGUGCAUUCGUUCAGAUUUUAUUUCAGUGUCAUGUCACCCACUUUGUAUUCUUAAAAGAAAGGACGUUCAAGAUCAUAAGUUAAAAUCUAAAUUAUUCAAAUUGAAAAGGAAGAAGUAUGCAACAUAAUAUCUAAGCACGUAGUUUAAACAAGAAGUAGAAACAAUUGAUCCUUACAUUCUGCAGUAUCAAAAUACAAAUGUUUAACUGUUAAUUAAAAAGUAGCAAUUAAACUUGUUUAAAUCAUUUUAAAUUUAUAUGAUUAUAGAUAAGAAUUUAAUAAAUACGAAUAUAAAUUAGAUAAAUUGAAAGAUAAACAGCGAAUAAUUACCCAAAUUCUGCUCCAUAGGAAUGAUUACUGUAACAAAUGUCUAAACAUUUUUGGUCUCAACUCUACUGUUUGUUGUCUACAACAUUAACAUACGCAAUAAAAAAUAUUUUAAGGAAGCUAAAUGAUCGUGCGAAACUACAUUUUAGCUGUAAAUACGAUAACCUUUCGAUAACCUUUCGAACACUGCACUGAAACAAUGAAGCUCUUUUGUUUAAUAUAAAUCGUUUUAAAACGUAUUUUUCUUGAUUAUAUCUAAUGGUAAUUAAUGGUGAAACAAAAGAAAAAUAACAAAGAAAAACUAAACUUGUAACAAAAGAAAAAAAUCUUUAUUACAAGAGAGACACCUGGGCAUGUUUUGUUUUUCUUACAGUAAAUAUUUUGAACUAUUUAACAUAGUGUACACGGUAGACUUCGUACGUCUUCUCUUACAAUUAAUACAAGUACAUGAUGGAACCGGGAACAUAUGCUAAUUUGGAAAUAGAUAUUGAGUUAAAAAAUCGGACUGAACAAGACAACAUUUACGAAACUCUUCAACAUGGUACAGGGGAGCUUGCAGAUAAAACUACUCCUUCAGCCAAGAAGUGCACACCACUUUUGUUUUGGUGUACCCUCGUAAAUUCAAUUUUGAUUGGACUGUUGAUUAUCGCAGUAUCUGUUUCUUUAUACAUGUGUAUAAACGUUUCAAAGGCUUCAAAUAGUAAAGAGAGUAUAAGAAGCAUUGCAGCAGAUGUAAGACAUAUCAAGAAUGACCUUGAGAAUAAUACUUCCGGUUUAGAUAACUUAAAGGUGGUUACAGAUGAGAUCAACAAAAAGUGUGAGGAUGGACUUUCAGACCUGUCUAAAAAUUUGGAAAGACAGACGAAUGAUUUGAGAUCUUCUUCCACAGAAAGCAUCAAAAACGUGUCAGAAGUUGUGGUAAAUAUUAAGAAAGACGUGGAGAAGAGCACUUCCGGUUUAGAUGACUUAAAGACAGUAACAGAUGAGAUCAAAGAGCAAAUGAAAAGGUUGGAUCAGGCAACGGAGAAAAAAACACAGGUAAUCGCAUUCAAUGUGGCGGAUGCAGUAAACUACCCGGGUAAUGAUGCAAUCAAAUUCUCCAACAUUAUACUAAACGAAGGCGACGCAUACAACAAAGAAACGGGGAUUUUCACAGCACCACUUGACGGGAUUUAUCAGUUUAAUGCACAUAUUUGUGGCAAUGAAACUGUAGAAGAGAUAGACUAUUACAUUGCAGUUAACUCACAAUGGAUAGUUACUGGAGAGUUUACUGCUCCAGCCAGAAGCUACAGAUGCAAAAUGUACGUCUUUUAGUGCGGUGGCCUUGGUUCGAAAAGGUGAAAAUGUCCAAGUUGGUGGAAUGCCUUUCUCUAAUUUAGAUGAUUAUAACAAUGAUUAUUGUUCUUUCUCUGGUGUCCUGAUACAAAGCAUAUAAACAUUACAUCACAUUCUCGUUGUAUAUGUCUAUAGAAAUAUUGAAAAUGAUACUAAGACAUGAUCAUCGACACUGUUUAAGAUAUUUAUUUGUUCCUACUCGGCUACAUUCAUACUUACAGUACUGUUUAGAAAAGAAAACAUUAAUCAAAAUUUCAGAAACAUUAUCGAAUUUUUCAAUGGCAUGUUUGUAAUCGCUUUCAAUGUUUGUCACAUUGUCCUUUUGUCGUCAUAACGGAUCAUAGAUUAGUUUUUAAAGGAAUUCAGAAAAGGAAACAUUAAUAAAAAUUUCAGAAACAUUAUCGAAUUUAAUGGUGGUAUGUUGAAACAUUAUCGAAUUUUACAGUGGUAUGUUGAAACAUUAUCGAAUUUUACAGUGGUAUGUUGAAACAUUAUCGAAUUUUACGGUGGUAUGUUGAAACAUUAUCGAAUUUACGGUGGUAUGUUCGUUAUCGCUUUCAAUGUUUUUGUUACAUUGUCCUUUUGUCGUGAUAACGGAUCAUAGAUUAGUUUUUAAAGAAAUUCAGAAAUGAAAACAUCGUGAAGUGUAAUUGAGCCGCGUCACGACAAAACCAACAUAAUGGGUUUGCGACCAGCAUGGAUCCAGACCAGCCUGCGCAUCUUCGCAGUCUGAUCAGGAUCCAUGCUGUUCGCUUACCAACUUUAUUACAAGUAGAGAAACUGAUAGUGAACAGCAUGGAUCCUGAUCCACUUUAUUUUUGUUGCCGUAUUUUUGCAUGUGUUGUUAUUAUUACAAUUAUUUUGAUUAUUAUCAUUUUUGUUGUUGGUGAUGUACGUGAAAUGUAUGUAAAUAAAAUACUGUUAAUAUUUAGUGUCAUUGUUGAUCUAUUUAAAUGUUAAUGAAAUAAACCGGCUCCUGAUUCUUACUGAUUUUCACAAAAGUUUGAAAAAUGAUAUAAUUGGUAAAAGCAUGUUGCAAAACGUGUAAAUAUAAAGU